This is a messenger RNA of Psylliodes chrysocephalus, 529 nucleotides long. The record is from the annotation of a GenBank genome assembly. Lineage: Eukaryota; Metazoa; Arthropoda; Insecta; Coleoptera; Chrysomelidae.
AAUUCGCGUAGAGAUGUUGUUUUAUGUUGUAAUUUUCGUAAUUUUUAGUUUUUCCUAUGUAAACGGUGUAAACGAUAUGUCAGAAGAAACAUGCGAAACAUUGCCAUCCGAAAUCCAUUUAACGAAAGAGGAAUACGAUGAACUUGGAAGGCUGCAAAGGACUUGUAAUGGCGAAAUAGCCGUAAAUAAAUGCGAAGGUUCCUGUAAAAGUCAAGUCCAACCGUCUGUCAUUACCCCUACUGGAUUUUUAAAGGAAUGUUACUGCUGUAGAGAAAGCUUCCUGCGAGAACGAAUAGUCACCCUGUCUCACUGCUACGACCCGGAUGGCGUCAGAUUAACAGGUGAAGGCAACAACGCGCUUGAUGUCAAAUUGAGGGAGCCUUCGGAAUGUAAAUGUUUUAAAUGCGGUGAUUUUAGUCGAUAAGGGAAACACGCUCAUUUUUUUUAGCGAAAGGCACCUUCAUUUUUUUAUAUGUAGUAUAUUUUAAUAAUUAUUAUGUACAAAAAGUAGGAAUUUAUAAAUUAAACA